ACUAGACAUGUUGCACGACGUCGACCAAACGAUUUUCUAACGAUAUGAAACAUCAACAAGGUAUUGUAACGGACAAUAGACGUUAGUAAUAUUAACAAAUAUACACAAAUGUAUGUUUAAAACGUCAUUUAAAUGUUUUAUUUCCGUAAUAUGUUGUCGUUCACGUUGUUUUUUAGAGACAGAUAAACUGCGUUCAUUCAAACAUUUUAAAAACACAGCAUCACUCGGUGUUAACUGUCGGACAUAAUAACGUCACACAUUGUGUUGCCUGGCUUGUUUCAGUCAGUAACGUUAAGUCAAGUAGCCUUUGACAGAGCAGACAUGGCCGCCAGCAACAGUGUGGACAUGGACCCAGAUGUUGCUCUGAGGCUGUUCGAGGAGGGUGCUACCCUGGUGCUGCUGGGUGUCCCUCGGGGCACAGAGCUGGGGAUUGACUGCAAGAGCUGGCAGGUUGGUCCCCGCUUCAAGGGUGUGAAGAUGAUCCCCCCAGGCCUGCACUUUCUCCACUACUGCUCUGUGAACUCUCCAAGCUGUGGAGGAGAAAUUGGCCCAAAGACAGGCCUCUUCCUCACUCUCAAACCCAGAGACAUCCUGCUGGCCAACUGGGAUCCCCAAAAAGAGGAUCUGGACUUCUCAGCCUCCCAGAAUGAAGAGGAGGUGAGCCGGAUCAGAGCCACCUUACGAGACCUGGAUCCUCACCUGGGGCCUUAUCCGUAUGAGGUGAUGAGGAAGUGGGUGUCCCUCACUGACCGUCUGAGCGAGGAGGUGGCCAAUAAUUUGCAGCCUCUUUCAGGUCGAGUGUGUGCCUUCAGCGACGUCAUCCCUGAGCUUCAGCUCAGACACACCAAAGACAGGGCGGAGCAGCCGAGGAAUGACACAGCCUGCCAGAGCAUGAAAGAGGGGCUCGACAGGCUCCCCAGGAUGAAGCAGAGGGAGGGAACGGAGCUGCGCUUCUCUGACAUCCCCAAGAAGACCUACCCUGCUGGGGCUACACCGGCAGAGAUCACCCAGUGCAGCCUGGACCUGAGCUAUGCCCUGGAGACUGUGCUGGAGAAGAACUAUGAGCUGCAGCCUCUCAACCUGCUCGGUGAGAUGCAGUUUGCCUUUGUGUGUUUCCUGAUUGGAAAUGUUUACGAGGGCUUUGAGCACUGGAAGAGACUCCUUGCUCUGCUGUGUCGAUCAGAGGAGGCGAUGCGAAAGCGCAAAGAGCUCUAUCUGGGGCUCAUCGGCGUGCUUUACCACCAGCUCGGAGAAAUCCCGCCUGACUUCUUUGUUGACAUCGUGUCUCAGGACAACUUCCUCACCUCCACACUGCAGGACUUUUUCCAGUUUGCCAGUGGACCCGGUGUAGACGGCACGCUGCGUAAGAGAGCCGAGAAGUUCAAAGCCCACCUGACCAAGAAGUUUCGCUGGGACUUCGAUGCAGACUUGGACGACUGCGCCCCGGUGGUGGUGGAGCUGCCUGAAGGUGUGACAGUGGACUGAGAUUUGAUGAUGGACUCAGUGUAUACAGUGGAACCGUGAGUGGGAAACUGAGUGAUCUGACAGCGAAGGAGACCAGUGAAGCUUGGUGUUUAACACUAAAGGUUCUCAGAGCGCCAAAGUCCUCCAAAUGACCACACACUCUCAGUUCAGUAACACCAGUAAUGCUCUAACAGUGUGUGUUGAUGGUGUUACAUGUGGGCUGUAAAACAUCAUCUCAUAUAUGUACACAAUUUGUACUCAUUUGUGGAGAAAUCAAACAUGUCAUCCUAAGUGUUCAGCUAUGGCAGGAAGCAGUAUACUAAAUGUCAGUGCUGACCUCUGGUGGUGAUUUUUGCUCACUUCAGAGUUGUCUUGAUAGUUCAUGAACCCCAAUUGCAACACAUUUAUUGCCAAAAUCUACCACCUAGAAUUUAUUAAUCUCACUUUAGUUAGAGAGUUUAUUAAUGGCUGUGCUAAGAAUUAUCUAGACAAUGUCAUACACAAAGCUGUUGUCUUCAUCAAUGCUGGAGAACUUACAUGUUUUGGAUGGAUGAAGAAACACUGAGUAUAACCUAAAUUUCACCAAACCUCUAGAAGAAGUCUAGACAUGCAGGAUUUUCCUUGAAGAAAACAAAAGUAUAAUAAUGCAUGAGGGCUAUACUGAAUAUUUCAAAUUUUCAAAGCUUCAUUGAAAAAAUUGACACUGGAAUUGUAAAUCAACAUUUGAAUGCUGUCCCUAGCUUUUUUAUUUCCCUGCAUCACACUGUUUGUGUAGGAUUGUUUUCCGACUCGUGAUCCAAACACUUCCAAUAGCUCCAGAGUGUUGUAAAUUCCAAAAUCAAAAAUUUAUUGGGAAAAAAAGAAAUAAUUUCAAAAAUUAACGACAUGUUCUUAUCUAACAAAAAUAUUCUGCUUUAAUCCAUACUUGUUGGAAUUUAGCGGUCAAAAAACUGUUUGUUCUUCUCCUUCCUGCACAAAAAGGGAGGAGUGCGCCUGUAUGAAUAGGGUGAUCCAGCAGGAGCUGCUCUAACAAUAUUAAUUAGUGAACACUCACUCAUUUAAUCCAAUUAAUUACUUUAUUUGAAUUCAGGAUUUUUGGGUGAUGCGUCUUCCUUUGAAAACCUCAAUAGAAGCUUCGCUUAUGAAAAAAAUGGCAUGUAGCACAGCCCUAAUUUCAUUACCAUAGUGGUUCUAGAACUCUUAUAUUAAAAAUAAAAUAUGCUUUAUUAAUAAAUCAUUUUUGUUGCCACAGUUUAGAAAAUUCCAAAGCCAUGGUUUCUAAUGGUAAACUGGUCAAACACAAAAAUGACAUGAGUAUUUUCUGUAGAACUUUUCUUAAACCAAGUUUUAUAUGAUUUAUUGGAUUAAAAUUCCCUCGAAUAAAAACACUUUUGAUAGAAAA
Molecule: messenger RNA, 2866 nt
Organism: Epinephelus moara (kelp grouper)
Lineage: Eukaryota; Metazoa; Chordata; Actinopteri; Perciformes; Serranidae
Gene: aar2
Product: AAR2 splicing factor
Exons: 3
Coding region: 322-1485 (387 amino acids)
Biological process (GO): spliceosomal tri-snRNP complex assembly
Source: RefSeq, a predicted model, not a curated record